AGGCGCUUUCUCCUUUUUGGGGAAGGGUCUCCCCUUUAUUUGGGGCUCUCUCCUUUUUGGGGGUCCCUUCUUUUGGGGAAGGGUCUCUAACUUUAUUUAGAAGCUCUCUCUUUUGGGAAGAGUCUCCCCUUUAUUUGGGGACUCUCUCUCUUUUGGGGGUCCCUUCUUUUGGGGAAGGGUCUCUAACUUUAUUUAGAAGCUCUCCGUUUUGGGAAGAGUCUCCCCUUUAUUUGGGGCUCUCUCUCUUUUGGGGGUCCCUUCUUUUGGGGAAAAGUCUCCCCUUUAUUUGGCGGCUCUCUCUCUCUCUUUUGGGGUCCCUUCUUUUGGGGAAGGGUCUCUCUCUCUAUAUAUAUCUCUCUCUCCUUUUGGGGGGCAUGGAGGGGGUGCCGGGCUUCGAGAAGCCUUUCGUGGGGGGCCUGCCUCCUCCUCCAGCGAUGGAUUCGAACCCGGGCUCGAGGAAGAACUUCAGCGUGAGCCACUUGCUGGACCUGGAGGAGGUGGCCGGGAUGAACGGGGGGCCAGGGGCCGGAGCCGGGCCCCGGGACGGAGCCGAACAGCCUUCCGGAGGGAGCAGUGGCAGUGAAGAAGGAGGAGGAAGAGGAGGAAGAGGAGGAGGAGAAGGACUGCAGGAGGGCGACAGCUUGAGCCCGAGCCGCAGUUCGGGGAAGAGGAAGAAGAAGCAGCGGCGGAACCGCACCACGUUCAACAGCAGCCAGCUCCAGGCCCUGGAGAGGGUCUUCGAGAGGACGCACUACCCAGACGCCUUCGUGCGCGAGGAGCUGGCGCGGCGGGUGAGCCUCAGCGAGGCCCGGGUGCAGGUUUGGUUCCAGAACCGAAGGGCCAAGUUCCGGCGCAACGAGCGGGCCAUGCUGGCCAACCGGUCGGCCUCCCUCCUCAAGUCCUACAACCAAGACGCCGCUAUCGAGCAGCCCAUGGCCCCCCGGCCCACCACCCUCGGCCCCGACUAUCUCUCCUGGUCCACCAACUCCCCGUACAGCAACACGGUGCCCUCCUACAGCUCCGGUGCCCCCUCGGCCCCCCCGGCCCAAGGGGUCAACAUGGCCAACAGCAUCGCCAGCCUCCGCCUCAAAGCCAAAGAGUUCAGCCUCCACCAGAACCAGGUGCCCACCGUGAACUGAGAAAUCGCAUCGCCAACCCCGUGCCCCCCCCCCCCCCAAAAAAAGACCUCCGACGGACCCAAAACACCUCCACCCACCCAUUUGGGGAUAUCCAUAACCUUUUCUGGCCCUGCGUUGGAACUAGGGAGCAUUUCAGAUUGGACUACAACUCCCAGCGCUCUACGGAUCCCAGGAUUGCGAUCAUGCAACAGGCUCUUCUUGACGUGGUUUCCCAUCCACAACAAUGGCGCAGAAACAUGGUCAAAGCCCAGAGACACACCUUGCAAAGAUGGGCAGCUGGGUGCAUUGGGUGCAAAUCCAGGAACAUACUGGUGGUGCCUCACACAUUCAUUGUGCCUUGGCAAAUCACUCCGCCACCUUGAUAUGCUACAUCGCUCCAACGACACGUAAUUCCGCCAUUGGUCCAUGACUUUGUUGCCGACACGGCGCAUCACUGCGAUGGUACAUCACUCUGCCAUUUUGACAUGUGUCACUCAAUCAUUGCAUCAUUUGUUAUUGCCCUACGGUACAUCACUCAGCCGUUGCAACAUGGUGCCUCCCUAGGUGGUUUCACUGCAGUGCAUGACUGAAUCAUUGCUACAUGGCGCAGCCCUGUAUUAUUGCACGGCUAUGUAUCACUCAAUCAUUGCACAUGGUGCAUCUGUGCUAUUUUACAAUUGUGCAUCACUUGAUCAUUUCACAAUUACUCAAUCAUUGCAACAUGGUGCAACCGUUAUUUCACUGCGGUGCAGCACUUAAUCAUUGGAACAUGGUGUAGCCCUGUGUUAUUGCACAUUGGUGGAAUACUCAAUCAUUGCAACACGGCGCAGCACUGUAUUAUUUCACAAGUGCCUCACUCAGUCAUUGCAAUAUGGUGUAGCCCUGUGUUAUUGCAUUAUAGUACAAUCAUCAUUGUGACAUGGCGCAGCUCUGUGUUAUUGUACCGCAACGCAUCAUUCAAUCAUUGCAACACUGUGCAGCGCUGUUAUGGCAAUACAGUGCAUCACUCAGCCAUUGCAACAUGGUGUCUCCCUUGGAUAUUUCACUAUGGUGCAUCACUCAAUCAUUGCCACAUGGCGCAGCCCUGUGUUAUUGCACUGAAAUGCAUCACUCUAUCAUUCUAACAUAAUGCAUCCCUGUGUUAUUGCACUAUGGCGAAAUACUCAAUCAUUGCAAUACAGUGCAGAACUGCAUUAUUUCACUAGAGCCUCACUCAGUCAUUGCAACACGGUGCAGCCCUGUGUUAUUACACUAUGAUGAAAUAUUCAAAUCAUUGCAACACGGUGCAGCACUGUAUUAUUCCACUAGUGCCUCACUCAGUCAUUGCAACAUGGUGCAGCCCUGUGUUAUUGCACUAUGAUGAAAUAUUCAAAUCAUUGCAACACGGUGCAGCACUGUAUUAUUUCACUAGUGCCUCACUCAGUCAUUGCAACAUGGUGCAGCCCUGUGUUAUUGCACUAUGAUGAAAUAUUCAAAUCAUUGCAACACGGUGAAGCACUGUAUUAUUUCACUAGUGCCUCAGUCGUUGCAACAUGGUGCUGGCCCUUGGUUAUUGCACAGAAAUGCAUCCCUUGGUCAUUGCAACACGGUGCAUUCCUUGGUUAUUGCAAAGAAGUGCAUCCUUCAGUCAUUGCAACAUGGUGAAACCCUGUGUUAUUGUACUAUGGUGCAUCACUCAGUCAUUGCAACAUGGUGCAUUCCUUGGUUAUUGCACAGAAAUGCAUCACUCAGUCAGUGCAACAUGGUAAAGCCCCCUGUUAUUGUACUAUGGUGCAUCACUCGGUCAUUGCAACAUGUCACAACACAUCGCUACUGCACUACGGUGCACCACUCAGUCAUUGUGUUUUGAUGACAUGGCCCACCACUCUGCCACUGUUGUACUAUGAUGCAUCGACCCACCAUUGCAAAAUGGCGCAACACUGCGCAAAACUCAGAUUCCUUUUUUCUGGGGGCUCUGGAAAGACGUCGCAAGCCGGAAUCCCAUUCAUCCCCUAAAAAACUCUCGGUACUUUGAACUACGAAUCUCUUUUUAAAAGACAAUGAGGAGACAGGGACCUGGAUCCCGACGGAACCACGUCGGGAACGGAUCUGGAAUCCCCCCAAAGAGAUGACCAAAGGAUUGCAAGAACAGUCGCAUGUAAACCGGAUCGAUGCGCGAGAGCUCUGCAGCAUCCGCAACACGGCACAUCUUUUCCCAAGACUUGUCGGAACUAAAAUAAUAGGAAUUGCAUUGUUAUUGCCACUGGACCUCUGCCUGAUUUGCGGGGAAAAUAUGUAAUAAUGAUGGACUUCCCAAGGAACAGAGUGAUGUGUUAUGAUGUCGAAAGGGUCCCAAAAGGUCAUCUAGUCCAACCAGAUGCCAAAAUAUGAAUAUAGGGUCAUUUUAUAAGGUGAUGCCAAGAAAGGUCCAGAAGUGUUGAGUUUAAAUGAGAUAUGGAAGGGGUCGGGGAUAUCUGUAGGGUCCUCAAAACCACUGGUCAAAUCAUCCCAAAACUUGGUGCCUUGCAUGCCCACAUCCACAAGUGCCUUUCUAUAUUGGAGAGGAUAUUUUUGGACUGCAACUCCCACUGCAAUGGUAGGAGUUGCAGUCCAAAACACCCGGAAAGAGGGCUGAAGUUUGUCCAUGCCUGGUGUCAACAAAGCCCCAGCCAUUGCAUUCUGCUUUCAGUUCAUCUGAUGUUUUUCUUUCUUAAACCCACAUGACACUUGUAUUUAAAGAUGUGUUUCGAAACAUGUGCUUCCCUUCCCCUCUCCAAAAAGGCAUACCUCUGAAUGUAUUUUCUCUCCCAAAAUACAUAUUUUUUUUGGUU
Messenger RNA from Anolis carolinensis (green anole), 3928 nucleotides. RefSeq names its product paired related homeobox 2 (gene prrx2). Gene Ontology annotation, cellular component: nucleus. Lineage: Eukaryota; Metazoa; Chordata; Lepidosauria; Squamata; Anolidae. Bases 375 to 1139 code for a protein of 254 amino acids. The transcript has 4 exons. Gene Ontology annotation, biological process: regulation of transcription by RNA polymerase II. Gene Ontology annotation, molecular function: DNA-binding transcription factor activity, RNA polymerase II-specific; RNA polymerase II cis-regulatory region sequence-specific DNA binding. The record is from RefSeq and is a predicted model, not a curated record.